Messenger RNA from Symbiodinium necroappetens, 6243 nucleotides. Lineage: Eukaryota; Dinophyceae; Suessiales; Symbiodiniaceae. The record is from the annotation of a GenBank genome assembly.
AUGCAAUUGGCGACUCCUCUGAUCCAAGGUGCCUCGAUUGGCUGCCCCCGAGCUUUGGAAUGCUGUGCGUGCAUUCUGUGGCUACUCGGUUGGUGUUGUCUCACCAAGCUGGUUUCUGGAGAGCCCAGCCUGUACAUCCUGUGCUUGAGCGCGGCGGUCCACGUCCGAAUACCGCCGCCUUUGGGGCAAGGGCUGCCACUGCCGGACUUCCUCCUGAUCUAUCUUACAGGUCAUAGCACUGUCUAUGCCGUCUGCUUCGGAGGCCUGUUCUGGUGGAGUUCCUCCUCCUGGCGGCUUUGCUGGCUCCUGGCCUCGCUCUUGUGCUUCCUGGCGACCGCGCGCCGCCGGUGGGCGCUCUCCCGGCUGCCCACCGUGUCGUCGGACUCGAGGGCGCUGAGACCGUCGCAGCCCAUACUCACUCUUCUCCAUCCGUAUUUGUACUACUUUCUCUCGGAGCUGCCAGGGGCAUCAGAGGUUGUCCGCAUCCAAAGGAUGGAUCCACCAAGCCUGCGCAUGCCAAUCGAUGUUUGGCGCAGUUCUGCAGACUUGGCUUCCCGACCCGUGCUCUUCCUGAUCCAUGGCGGUGCAUGGCGAGGAGGCGAAGCACGGUGCUCACCGCAGGCCCCCGUUCUCCAAGCUCUGGCGUCUUCGGGCUUCCUCGUUGUGAGCUGCGAGUAUCGUCGCUUGCCAGGCACACAGUGGCCCAUGCAGCUGGAGGACUGUGAGGCGGCCUUCAAGUGGCUCCAAGACGAGGCGGCCACUCUGGGAGCUGACCUCUCCAAGGUCUCCAUUGCGGGCACCUCCGCCGGGGGACACAUCGCUGCUCUUCUCCUGGCCCGGAUGCUGAGCGAUCGGAGCGAGAACGCCGAGCACGGCAUCAGAGUCAGUGCCAUGCUGCUCUUCUACCCGGCCUUGGAUCCUGCUGAUCGCACCGGCAACACCGUAUGCUCCCCCUUCUCCUGCUCUUGCCUGGGUGUGAGGCGCGAGAUGAGCUUUCUGGCAUGGUACUUUGAGAAGUUUGUUCUUCAGGACCCUCAGCUUUGGCCGUCCGCGGAGCCCUUGGGGCUCCUCCAAUCGGCCAGCCAGGAGGUUGCCACAGUGUGGCCGCCGACCCUGAUCAUUCACGGAGAGAUGGACGGCGUGGUUCCUGUGGAGCAUAGCCGCUCCUUCUUGGCAUCCCUGGCCGCAGCGAGCGCAGGCGACAGCUGCGAAUCAGACACUGGAGGUGAUGGGAGCGGUCGCGAAUUCAGAAGUGUGGACAGGCUCUUGGUCGUGCCACUCGCCCGCCACAUUUUCGAGAUCGCCGCUGGCGAUCUUGCUAGCGCAUCGUACGAUGCAGCCAUCGGUUGGCUAUCGCAAGUGCAGGACAGGUGGCGCCAAGGGUCGCCCAUCAAAAAAAUUGUUCUGUGCUGUAGCGACAUUGACUCCUCUGCCCUAGUGGUCAUUUCUGCUUGUGCAACCGGAAUGUCCGAAGUGGAUGGCGCCAUGUCUCCUGGUCUCUUUCGGAGUUCUUACCAGCGCGACCUGGAAACUGCCAGGUCAUUACUGCAGAGACUGCGCAGAGGUCCUGCGAAUGAUGAAUCAAAUGGCUCGGAGAUUGCCCAGACAUCCCGCCCUUGUGCUCGGUUUCUGGUCUGGCGCGUGCUCGAAAACUGGGAUGGACAAGGUCUCUCCGAUCGACGGGCUUGUCUAGCGGUGAUUUUGGCGGAAGCGCUUCUGCUGAAUCGUGUGGCGGCCCUGCCGACCUUCACUUUGGCUGGUCAGCACAACAAUGGCACUUCACGGGCGUCGGACCUCAUGGAGUACCUGUCACUCCGACACAUCCCCGUCCAAACGGUGCCUCUGAAAAGCCUCCCUUCGAGGGUCUGGCAAGAUGCCAUGGACGUGCACGGCGAGCUGAACCCGGUACAGUGGAGAGACGUGUCUGCCUCCGCGCUGAUACGCUACAGCUCCCGGGAAGGAUUCUGGAAAUCCGGGAUCCAUGCCUCAGUGAUGAAACUCGCCGGCCUUUUUCAUGGUACAGGGAUGCAACCAACUGCAGGGCUUUUCGAUCCAUCCACCCGUGUGGCAGAGGCAGCUACUCAAGUCCGGCUGCGACUGGGACUGGGGCCUGCCUACAUUGGGGUUCACGUGAGGCGUGGGGACAAGCUCCUGAUCCCGGGCCUGGACUUGGCAACCACGCCUGAGGCAGUGGCCGAGCGAGUGGCACACCUGGCCCCGCCUGGCGUCCGAACGGUGUACGUCGCCACGAACGACACGCAGGCGGACUACGGCACUGCACUUCUCAAGAGGGGCUUCCAGUGCUUCAGCUCCCAUUGCUGGCUUCCUUCCGUAAGUGACAACUUCUUCCUAUUUGCGGUUGAGAUGCAGAUUGUUGAUGCUGCUUCCGUGAGCAUCCGAACCUUCAACGACUCCAUGCCGUGGUACAGGGCGGGUCUUGCGAAGCCGUCCCAUUGUUUGCUGGAUCGCAGCAUGCACGACUAUGUCUUUGGCUUCAGUGCCACGGGCUCUUGUUGCACCUGGCCCCAGAGCCUCGUGCUUCUUGACCCAGAAGCACUCUGGCAAACGGCUGCAGACGACAGGGCAGAGGAGACUCCGAGUGAGCCUGCGGUGGCGGAGCCGGUGACAAAAUACAGCAUCGUGGUCCUUGAGGGGCGGAGCUCCGAAGGAUCAAGGUGGUGGGAAUUUCCCGCCAGUAUUUGGCCCAUGGAGGCUUCCGGGAAAGUGCACGAAGUGACCCUUGAGUUCUUGGAGCCAUGGCUUCGAAGUGCCCCAAAAAGAGAAAUUUCCACUUGGACGGAGUAUUUCGGGGCCCUGGCAGCUUUCACAGAUGACAUUUCCGAGGGCUUGACACGGAGGUCUACGCUUUAUGGCUUUGAGAAUGUAUCAAGGAGGCACAGGCAUCUGACUUCCGCAGCUAUUCCUCGGCGAGGAGCAGUCUUCUGCUACGUUUCCGUUGGCAGGGUGUCGGUCAGGGACCAGUACGGUUCCUUCGACAUCGUCGCCGGACAGUAUUGCGUCGCUCCAGCUCCGGUUCGUUUUGAGCUAAGCAGCAAGACCAGACUGGUGGCCGUCCAUACACAUCCCUUCCAGCCUUUGCGAACUAUCGGGGGCCCGAUUGAAAGCAAAGGCCGACUGCGAUAUGUAGACGGAUGCAGCGACACGCUCUUGGUGGCUCCACCUAAGCUGUCGGAUCCGUGCCUCAACUUGCUUCAUUUCCCACCAGGGAUCCACCAGACAUUACACACGCAUCCUUCCGUGCGUUGCGGGCUCAUUGCAAGUGGAGCCGGAUAUUGCAUGGAUGGAGAUCAUCGCAAGAUGGAGCUGCAAGAGGGCAUGGUCUGGGCCAUCCCGAAGGAUGCCGUCCAUUCUUUCCAUACAGCAGAGUCGAAGGAAGAGUUGAACGUCAUCGCCUUCCAUCCCGACUCGGACUGGGGUCCUCUGGACGAGGACCAUCCCAUGCUGAAUCGGACAUGGGUGGACGGUGCCAAGAUUGACAACUGCACCGAAAGUCACCGAAGGGCCGAUAUGCUUCUUACGGACCAGUCGAGGGCCCUGCAUCUCGCAAGCUUUCUUCAGGCAAAUGUUGGCACAAAGCCGCCAGAGCCAGGAGCAGACUCUGGUUGUCGCGGACAUUGGGCUGUGCAUUUGGCGGUUCUGGCGGAUGACUUCCGCCCGAUAGAGCUGACGAAGGAACCUGCCGCGUCUGAUACGUCAAGCACGCAGUAUUGCCGAGCUGCGCUCAAGACUGAGCAGGCAGCGCGGUGCGGCCCGCAACAGUUGUCGCUUUGCAUCGGAGACACGAGGGCUGCAGAUGGCUCUUGCUCACAAGCUCGCAGAGUGAGGCUGGACACAAGCUCCGGCCUGCUGAGUGCGUUCUUCCACCAGCACCACGGGCCUUUUAUGUGCUUGCAACCCCUCACAAUCCCUUCGCAAUCCCUGGCUUUUCUCCUGUGCGCAGACCUGCGCAGAGCCAUGGGUUACCGCAUCGGGGGUCCCUGGGGCUCCGCUCCGCCCGACGCGGCGAAGAAGCGGCUUCAGGCCAAUCGCGCGGAUGAGAAUCGCUUCGUGACGACCUACAACAAAACCUUCUGCUUGUCAAAGUCGCAGUCAGCCACAGUGGUGAACCCACCCAAGAAGAUGCUGCUGCCGCAGAUUGGCGGCGAUGUGCAGAACGCUCCUUUCAAGGGCGCGCCCACUGCCGUGACUCAGGCAAACACGAUCAACCCGAUCGCGACAAUGUCCAUGACGAAGUCCAUGACCAAAUCGCUAUCAAACAGUUCGCUACAACUGGCAGGCCGUGCACUCUCGACAGAUGUAUUGAGGAUGAAUGCUUCCUACGAAGAGGUGACUGGAACUCUGAUGUUGAAAACCUUCAAGAACAGAGAUAUGCGUCGAAAGUGUCUUGAGCUCUUGGCAAGACCUGACCUUAGAGACAUCGCGCAGGACCUUUUCAAGCAGGCCGACGCCGACGGUAGUGGCGAGUUGGAGUUCCCAGAAAUCCAGAAGGUGUUGGAGAGGCUGCAUGACGAGAUGGACCUGCCGCUGCCGAAUCGGGAUUUGGUCGAGUCGUUGCUCAAGCGCUUCGACACCACUGGCAGGAAAGUCCUGGGGCAAUAUGAUUUUUACGAGUUGCUGGUGUCGCAGCUGCGGCGUAGCGCCUUUGACCGCGGAUCUGUGCUCGGAAGGGAGUUCUUUCUGACCAAAGGUAAGCAGGAUGUGUGGGAGGUCUUUCGCCGCGAGAAGCAACUGGGGACCGGCUCCUUUGGAACUGCCUACAAGGCCAAGCAUAUCAAGACUGGCGAGGAGCGAGUGAUCAAGGCAGUUAAGAAGAGCCGCACGGCUCUACCACUCGAUGAGAUCGAGCAGGAGAUCCUAAUCAUGAGGCAAAUUGACCAUCCAAACAUCGUCCGUCUCUUUGAGUGGUACGAGGAUGGAAAUCGGAUUUAUUUGGUCUUGGACUACUUGAAGGGCGGUUCCCUGAAAGAUGUCGUGCUGCAGCUCAACAAGAAGGACGAGAGAGGCCUUAAAGAGGCCUGGAUCCGUGAGGUCAUCCAGCAGUCUGCUGGGGGCCUGGCUUACUGUCAUGCGCUUCGUCUGAUUCACAAAGACUUGAAAGACGAGAACAUCAUGCUGCUGCAGAAGUCAGCCAACUGGGAGAAGCCUCAUGUGGUGAUCAUCGACCUUGGCGUCGCGGAGAUGUUCUCCAUUGCUGACCCUGCAGGUCGCAUGAUUGGCGGAACACCCACGACCAUGGCACCAGAGGUCUGGAUGGGAACAUUUGGCCCUAAAUGCGACGUGUGGUCACUGGGGUGCAUCAUGUUCGAGCUUUGCACGGGCUCGCUUCCCUUCAUGGCGACCACGCUGCAGCCCAGUGCCUGGACGCGGCUCCACAAACGUGGACCGAAGUGGGAUGAUAUGAAGACUUGUGCCGACAGCAAGGUACUCUGCAAAGCCAUGCUGCAGUAUGAUGAAGAGCAGAGACCUUCAAUGUCAGAAAUCCUGGGAAAACCCCCUCCGAGGAUUGCAGCCCACGAGCUGAAGUUUGUGCCGCCGGAGAAGUUCGCCAGCUUCCUGAAUGCUCACAAAAUGCACCGAGCAAGGCAGGGGCUCCUGCUGGAAAUCGCAGCCCGAUUGCCAUUCCGACGUGCUGGUGAGAUCAUUCGCAUGUUUUCGGAAGUUGACCAAGACAAGACCGGCACGAUUACUCUUGAUGAGCUCAGGGCCUAUUUCACAAAAGUCGGCAUCCACGACGAGGACCUGGACAAGACGUUUGCCACCCUUGAUGUUGACAAGGAUGGCCAGCUGUCCUUCAGCGAAUUUGCUGCCGGUGCGCUGCUACUUUACCAAGAUGCUCUGGAAGACGAACUGCAUUAUCUUUUCGAGACUUGCGACAAGGACAAUGAUGGCAUACUCAACAGCCAGGAGGCCGAGACUUUCCUGAGCAGUGUACGUGCUGCCACCGACCUGGGUGGCAGAGUCUCGUCCAGAACCGAGGCCUUCUUGCAAAGUGGGCAGAUCAGCUUCCAGCAGUUGCACCUUGGAUCCAGAUCACCAGCUAACUGCAACAGUCUAAGGAGAAAGAGUUCCAACAAGCCAAAUCGGCUAACAGUCCUGCUUUGUGGCCUCAGUAUGAGAUGGAGGGAGAGUCCAGAAGAGAUGAGGGAACUGCCCCAGGAAGGAUUUCUUGAUGGCGCCGCUGUCCUCUCGACCUUCAAGCGCAGCGUCCUCCCGCCUCUCUAG